Trematomus bernacchii (emerald rockcod) is the source of this 4804-nucleotide messenger RNA. RefSeq names its product C-terminal-binding protein 1. Bases 382 to 1599 code for a protein of 405 amino acids. Gene Ontology annotation, molecular function: transcription corepressor activity; NAD binding; oxidoreductase activity, acting on the CH-OH group of donors, NAD or NADP as acceptor. The transcript is spliced from 11 exons. Lineage: Eukaryota; Metazoa; Chordata; Actinopteri; Perciformes; Nototheniidae. The record is from RefSeq and is a predicted model, not a curated record.
CUCCUUCUCAUAAAUGCAGCAGUGCUUGCAUGCCUGUGUGUGUGUGUUUGCACUUUUUUUGUGUGACAGACAGACAGACGGUAAGACAGAGAGAUUUGCUGUAAUAGAAAGUGAGAAAGGAAGGGGAGGGAAGUAGCCAAAGACGGGCAGGGAGGGGUAAGACGGAUAGAGAGAGAGAGCGAGCAAAAGGGGACGGAAGGGAGGGGAGAGAGAGAGAGAGAGAGAGAAAAGAGGGGGAGCACAUGUGUAUGCUUGUCACUAAGGGGCUGGGAGAAGGACUAAGGGAAGCGAGGUAGCUGGCCACAGCCGCCAUAUGCUGACUGGAUUCCUGUUCAUGUCUGCUGUGUGAAGACUGAACGCUCGCCGGCUGGGGAACGCACCAUGGGAAGCUCACAUCUCCUCAACAAAGGCAUGCCUCUAGGCAUCAGGCCACCCAUAAUGAACGGACCCAUGCACCCCCGCCCCCUGGUGGCGCUGCUGGACGGGCGAGACUGCACGGUGGAGAUGCCCAUCCUGAAAGACGUAGCAACCGUGGCCUUCUGUGACGCUCAGUCCACACAGGAGAUCCACGAGAAGGUGCUGAACGAAGCUGUAGGAGCUCUGAUGUACCACACCAUCACUCUGAUGAGGGAAGACCUGGAAAAGUUUAAAGGUCUUCGCAUCAUCGUCCGCAUCGGCAGCGGCUACGACAACAUUGACAUCAAAUCUGCCGGAGAGCUGGGCAUAGCUGUGUGUAACAUGCCGGCGGCGUCGGUGGAGGAGACGGCGGACUCUACGCUGUGUCACAUCCUCACCCUGUACCGACGCACCACCUGGCUGCACCAGGCGCUGCGGGAGGGCACGCGGGUUCAGAGCGUGGAGCAGAUCCGAGAAGUGGCGUCAGGAGCGGCGAGGAUCAGAGGAGAGACGCUGGGACUUAUAGGGCUCGGUCGGGUUGGCCAGGCCGUUGCCCUGCGAGCCAAGGCCUUCGGCUUCAAUGUGAUUUUCUAUGACCCUUAUUUAGCUGAUGGUGUAGAAAGAUCCCUGGGACUACAAAGGGUCACCACACUACAGGACCUGCUCUUCCACUCAGACUGUGUCUCUCUGCACUGCAGCCUCAACGAACACAACCACCACCUGAUCAACGACUUCACCAUCAAACAGAUGCGGCAGGGGGCGUUCCUGGUGAACACGGCCCGGGGGGGUCUGGUGGAUGAGAAGGCGCUGGCUCAGGCCCUGAAGGAGGGCCGGAUACGGGGAGCUGCUCUCGAUGUCCACGAGACAGAACCUUUCAGUUUCAGUCAGGGCCCGCUGAAGGACGCUCCCAAUCUGAUCUGCACCCCCCACGCUGCCUGGUACAGCGAACAGGCAUCGCUGGAGAUGAGAGAGGAGGCAGCCAGGGAGAUCCGGAGGGCUAUCACAGGUCGUAUCCCAGACAGUCUGAAGAACUGUGUGAAUAAGGAGUUCCUCUCCCAGAACAACCACUGGACAGGAGUCGAGCCUGCCACCGUCCACCCCGAGCUCAACGGUGCUUAUAGUCUUUUUCCCUCUCCCUCCCCCCUUCAGGUAUCCCCCAGGAGUGGUGAACCUGCCAGCUGGCGGCCUUCCUCCCCCUGUUGAAGGCAUCGUUCCCAGCGCUGUGCCCAUGGCCCACAACCUCCAGCCCGCUAUCAUACACCCUCCUCAUGCCCUGUCCCCCGGACAAAAUACAGUGAAGCCACCAGAGGGCGACAGAGAGCAGCACCCGAAUGAUCAACUGUAGCCACACACAAACACACACUUGCCUGUGUGGUCUGGUGACAAGCUGUUAUCAGACGCGUUCACAGAGUGUCAGAUGGACAGGUUGAGGUCCCAAUAACAAUCGAUUAACAACUCUCUGGCAAAUUGUUUCUCAGCAGCCAGUUCACACUCCAAAGAAGAAGAAAAUGGCCAUAGAAGAGGACGAUGAAGAAGAGCGGAUAGCUGUGAGAUGCUCUAAAUAAGAAGCAAGAUAGUUGUCCGUUGGUCCAACAAAAAGCCCUGAGAAAGACUGUAAAGAUCCACAGGUUGAUCUUCAAAUAAGAACCACAGUAUAGUCACGUUUCUGCCAGUAGUUAAAAAAUUAAAUCUGUUGAUUUGGGAUGAAAAGAAUACUGAAAAUUAUGCUGUCUUAGACUGUAGUGUGUCCAAAGUUAGAGGUGCGGUUUUCAUGUGUUUCUCUCUUUUUCUGUGUCCUUUCCUUAGUUUGAUGUACAACCAAAAGUAGUAGGUUAUGAAAUGAAUUAGGGCUGCACGAUAUUGGAAAAAACUGACAUUGCGACAUUUUCUUCCCCUGCGAUAUGAAAAAAUACAAGGAUUGAAGAAAAGACAGUUUUUUUUGUCCGCAAACCAUCCUUUCUUGAACUUUAAUGCUAUACAAUUGGUAUUUUUUUAAUAAUAUUUAACCGGAUGAAGGAUUUUAGUCACGGACUUCUGGAUCUUAAGUUAUCAGAGCAACAAGCUGAGCUAGCUCGGUUAUCCUGCUGUGAUCUGAUCAAGAAUGGUUGUGAUUGGUGGUUUGCUGUGCAUGCAGAGCCUGCAAGUUUUCCUUUUGUAGCAAGCAGCAAAAUAAUUGUAACAUGACUUGUUUGAGUUCAUUUGCCUACUUAAUAUCGCACGUCCUAAAAAAAUAAUAAAAAAAUAGCACGUCCUGCGAUGUCAAUAUUGCGCAUGCGCAUAACGCGAUUAUCGUCACGACACGAUAUAUCGUGCAGCCCUAAAAUGAAUGUAACCUUUCUGUGUACAGCUCUUAGAGAUGGAGAUACUGAUAGUUGUAUUCCAGUCUUAACUUAAACAAGGGAUAUGUGAUCUUUGAUGUAGCCAAACUGGUCUCAGAAUACAAUAUCUGUUUUAGUUUUGUGUCCCUAAAUUACCGCCCCCCCCCCCCCCCCAAAAAAAAAAAGGAAAUGAAAAGAAAAAAGAGGCAGCUUUUUGCACACCAUCUCAGGAAAUAAAGUUUCCGCAGUUGGUAUGGUAUUUAUAAUUUGUUUGAAAAAUUCCUUUUUAUGCCACUUAGUGCUUUUGUUUUUCUACCUGCUUGCCUUUUUUCAUGUCCUGCUGCAUUAGAUAAUAAUAACUUUAACAAGAGCUAAAGUCGAUCUAAUGUUUGCUUUUGUUUGUUUUGUUUAAGGGGCAUGCACUUUUGCUCUUGGGACUAAAUAAUUGACCCAAAUCGAGGGGGUUGUGGGAGAAAGGCUGUAGGGAGGCGGUGUAAUGGUGUGCUUGGCGGGAAGACUUCAUCCUUAGUCGCCAUUUGAGUUUACAAAAUAUAGUGAUAAAGUGAGAGGUAAUUACUUUGAAGGACAAAACAGGUUGUGGAUAAGGCAACACAGAGUUUGUAGAAGCGUACAUUAGGAAAAAAAAGUAAUUAUCUUGGUUGUGUAAUGAUCCAGUACUUCCACUAUUACACACAUUAAUUGUCCAAGUCAUGGAGCAUGAACAGUUUAGCACACCAAGGUUUACAAAUGAUACACAACAUUGGUAAAUCAGGGUUUUGUUUCAUGCUAAGCCAACAGACUUGUGAAAAACUGCAUAGCAAACAUUCUAUAUAUUCCUGAUUCAACUGCUUUGCUUUCUGCACAAACCAUUUUUGUUUCUUAAACUUGCACAGAAGUUAAGGAUAGCUAUGGUAAUUGACUGAUGAGGAACAGUUCUUGAAACCAAAUGUUCAUGUUUGAUCCGCUGCAAAAUGGACUAGUUAAGACUUUUUAAAUGACUAUGACAACAAAGUAAAGCAUUUCAUGACAGCAUGUCAGAACGCACUGAUUUCUCCAGUCUAGUAUCCCUUUAACAUUUCAUGAUGGGUCCUACCUGAGUAUACCGUUUAGCCACCCUCUGUGGCUUCUGUGUCUAUGUGUACAUAUGGUGUUUGCCUGCCUGUGUCAAUGUGACUUGGUUGUAUAUGUGUCUAAAAAAGCACAGCACUGGGAGGAGGGGUGGUGGCUAGUACUCUCCAUAAGGCAUCAUUACAAAGACUGCCAAUCAAAAAAACAACUAACACUAUGUAAAAAAAAGAAAAAAUGCUUAGAACUAGACAAAUCCAAGCCAGAAAACAUACCCAGUAAUGUGUGCUUUUACUGGUAACAUUCCCACCAUGUGAACAAGAUGCUGUUACGCCAACAGUAAGGUAUACAAACAUGUUUUGCUAUCUGGAAUAUUUAUAACCGCCUUUAGUCUAGUAAUGUUGUUGGUGUUAGCAGGACAGCAAAGUGAUGGUGCUUUUUGGAUCCCCUUCUACCAGCAGCUGAGCAGUAAAAACAGUUCACUGUUGCCUACCUGGUCGUCAUGGUGAGGUAGUAAGAGUAGCAAUCAGGGAUGGAAAUUCCACUAACCAUUGGUGAGUUCUCCCUAACCAGGAUCUAAAGGGUUGUAGUACAGAAGGCACUGAGGUGACAUUCAACUGUCAGAAAAGAGCCCCAAGAGGCUGUAAUAGUUCAAGUUAUAUUCUUGAUCUUUUCUCACCAGAUGCCUGUAGUUAAUUGGGGUACAAAUAAUACAUAAUAUAAACUGUAAGCAUUCCUCAUUCAAAGAGAUGGUUGCCUCAAGUUAAAAACAUACGUACUAGCCUUUAAAGUGUCCAGGUGCUCCUGGAAAUUCCAUCCCUGGUAGUGACACACAGUCGACUGUUGCCUACCCUGGUCCCUUUAUGGUAAAGUAGUAGGCGUAGCAAUAUACAGUAUACAUAUUCUAUAUUCUACAGUAAAUAUCAUUAUUUUUGGUCUAAACUGACAACCUGACAAAGAUAUGUUUGUGACUGUAUGCAUUUGUAUGAAUUAUUUUAAAAGGAAAUAAACUGUGGAAAGGUGAA